AUGAAGAAGCUAGAGGAAAAUCUAAGAUCUAUUCCAAUGGAAGGAGUGAUUUGGGGAGAAUGUAAGACAAAACUUAUCCCAAUUGGUUAUGGAGUCAAUUUGUUGUGGAUCAUAUCCUACACCGAUGAGGACCAUGUGUAUGGCGACACCCUUAUCGAUAUGUAUGAUGAUCAUGUUUUCGGGGACUGCAGCAGUGAGACUUCCGGCUUAUACGAAUGUGAGUUUGUGUUAUACACUGUUCGCUAA
Arabis nemorensis is the source of this 246-nucleotide messenger RNA. NCBI's taxonomy places the organism in Eukaryota, Viridiplantae, Streptophyta, Magnoliopsida, Brassicales, Brassicaceae. The record is from the annotation of a GenBank genome assembly.